This is a messenger RNA of Stylonychia lemnae, 1380 nucleotides long. The record is from the annotation of a GenBank genome assembly. NCBI's taxonomy places the organism in Eukaryota, Ciliophora, Spirotrichea, Sporadotrichida, Oxytrichidae.
AUGAACACGAAAUAUCAUUUCUAGAUUGACCAGAGCGAAAAGGCCCAGUAGCAAUAAUAAAAGUAUGAUUUAGAAGAGAAAUUUCUUUCUAGACCAAAAAAUGGACCAGAGAAAACAAUAUUUAAGCUCAGUGUUAAGCAGGGGGUUACAACUAUCAAUAUAAUAUCAAUGAUUAUGGUGCUAUUCACGAUGCUGCAGAUGCUAUUAUUUUACGAGGUCUCAUUUGUCUACUUUUUGCAGUCUGAAGAAACCUUCAAUUUAUCGACAAGAGAAGCGUCGAACACUGUUGGCGAUUUAUUAUUUUGGACUUAAGUGAUAUCGAUUGCAUUUGAUAUUCUGGCAGGAUCAACUCAUGAUCUCAAUGGCAGAAGGCUGACAAUAUUUUUUGGAUUUCUAAUUGCUUGCUCAGCAAUGGCUGUGCAGCCUUGGAUACCAAGCAUAUAUCCUGGAAUCCUAAUUACGCGAUCUUUGAUAUUUAUUGGACUUAGUGGCCCAGGAUCAAGCCCUUUAGUAGCUGAUUACGUAAAAAAUAAGUCAAGAGGUACUGCAUCAGCUUACAUAGGACUAGCAGCAGGUAUAGGGGUUAUUUUUGGAAUGUUCGUAUUAUUUGGGAUGACGAAAGAAUUAUCUUAUAAGAAUAGCUAUUCUAUCGCAGCAGCAUUCGCUCUUUCUCUUGCGGUUUUUAUGUUAUUUGGAAUUAAAGAUGUUAAAUUUGAGAAAAAGCAUGUUGUUCACCUACCUUUGAAGGAAAAGAUAAGAGUAAAGUUUAAUUAAAUCAAAAGUGAACUAUCCACUAAAAUAGAACUACCACUUUGUUUGCUAGGAGCAUUAAUUUGCAGAAUGCUAAAUGUUAUUUCAACAGUUUACAUCAAUCUUUGGUUAAGUACAUUCUUUGGGAGAGAUCAAGAAAGUUAAGUUCAAGCUAAAACCUUGAGUGCCAGCCUUAAUGGUACUUCGAUGACUUUAGCUUUAAUCUGUACUUGCAUUAUAGGAAUACUUUCAGAUAAAUUUAAACCUAGCAAUAUUUUCAUUAUUGUAUUCGGUAUUUCUGCUUUUGGGGCAUUAUUAUUUACUUUCAAUGAUAAACCUGAUGGAAUUAUAACUUAUAUUAGUGUCAUAUGCUUUAAUAUAGGCAAUUAAACAUAAAAUAUCGCGAUAAUUUCCUUGCUUUACAAAACUGUUGAGAAGGGGACGAGAGGGACAAUAAUUGGGUUAUCUAACAGUAUGAGUGCUAUUGGAAUUUUAAUAUUAUCCAAACUUGGUGGAUUUCUCUUUGAGGAAAUUAGUAUUAAAGCUCCCUUUAUUUUUGUUGGAAUAUGCGAUGCAUUAUUCAUUAUUUUGAUACUUAUUCUAAAGAAAACAGGCAAACUUAAAAAAUGA